ACAUUACCACAAACCACAACGUCACCUUCUGAAACGACUAAGACCACAACGUCUCCUUCUGAAACGACGAAGCCCCCAAGCACCACACCGUCGCAAGAUACUUCAACAUCACCUGUCCAAACGACAGGUAAUGACUAUACUAACCUAAAUUGAUCCGGCUCUAUUUCCGCCGCUCUCCGCUCGAUUUGGGGGAGGGGCGCGGUUUCAUUUACCGAACAGCGGCUGGUAAUGGAGCCUUCUAAAUUACUUUAAUCUUUAUGAGUUUCUCAAGCGAUGAAUUCAAGCAUUAGUGGGAAAACUCAAAAACAGAUGUUUCUGUUGGUUUCCGGCGUCCAUAUUUGUGCCCCUAAAAGGGACACGAACAUGGCGUCUCCAUUUCCGAAUAUCUCGCAUAUGAAAUAUCGCACAGACCUGCUUCUUGGCUAGGAUUUUUGCAUAUUUAUCUUCUUUCAUUCCCCUAUUCUGGACCGUUUCGCCACCAUUUCUGGUGGUUAACCUCACCAAUACUCAACUAACCGAGCUUUUUUUCAUUUUAGCGACAUCGCCACCUACUACGACAUUACGACACACCACAACGCCACCUCCUGAAACCACUAAGCCCCCAAGCACCACACCGUCGCAAGAUACUACAUCAUUAUCUGUCCAAACGACAGGUAAUGACUAUACUAACCUAAAUUGAUCCGGCUCUAUUUCCGUUCGACCGCCGCACAAUCGAUGUUAGAAUGCAAUUGUUAAAUUUUAGCAGCAUUUUUGCAGAGGAUUUCUCUUACAUAGGUGGUACGUUUGUGAAUGAAUGAAAGGAAGAAAGAAAGAACAAGUGAACGAACGAUCGAAUGAAUAAAUGAAAGAAUGAGGGAAAGACAACUGCACAGUGAUUUCUGAUUUCUUUUCCUUAUUGAACGCUAUUUUAACUGCUUUUUCUAUUUCUAUCAUAAAAUAUAGAAUUUAGGCAUCAGAUUAUUAAAAUGUUAUUAUUAUUAUUAUUUCAUUCUAGAAUUUUAUUUAUCAAUUUAUUUCUAUUACUUCGCUGAUUUUUAGGCUCUAUCUACACAUUUGAUCAAGUGUUUGUUCAGGGAAUGCCUGGUACCCACAGAUCUGUCUUCAAGUAUUACGUGAAAACAAGCAUAACUAGACGUGGUUUUGUCCAAAUUGAAGGAGAGGGAGGCCAAAAGGUAUUGUAGUAAUAAUAAACCAGUCUUUAUUUAAGUAUCAGUAUAAUUCUACAUCCGCACAAGUAAAAGGUUCAAGCACUGUUUCGGGUUAUUCUUUUUUAACUUUUAAACUUAAUUGAGCCAGAAACUCUUCCCUGUAUUGGCUGUUUAUUUUUCCUUGAGAAAUAACGUCAGGAAUGAUCGAUCUCCCAUGGUUAAGAAAAAGAAGCAUUUUUUUUUUGAAUAUCAAUCAAUCAAUUAUUAUUAUUAUUAAAAAAAGAAAAAGCAGUUUUGUCACCGAUUCAAAUUGGCUUGUUGAACUUUAUCGACUGCCUGCAAUUCAGUUGCUAUUUUUUUCUAACAACAAAAAAUAAAAUUUAAAAAAAACACAAAACAAAGCAACGACAACAAACAAUGAUUUUCCAUCAAGCCAAUGAUCAGUUCAAGGGGAAAAGUUUGGAAAACGCUAUUAUUUAAAUGUGCAAAGUGCAUAUUUCAAUUAUAAUAAGCUACUUGGGCACAAAAUAACAGAUAACACUGGAAGGAAAGAAAUAAAUCCAUAAGUAAAUAAAUCAAGAAUGAGAAAAACUUAUCUUGAUUUACAUUGUGAUUCAUUAAAGAAGCGCUGAACGAUAUACGUUGUACGUUCACAGAUGGGUGUGGAACGUUACUGACUACAUUUAGCCUUGGUAAUCCUACAGUUUCAUAGUCAUUAAACACACAAAUAAUUUAUUAUUUUGUAUCGCUCCCUCUUUGGCAGGUCUUUUUUGGCCCAUAUUGUGACGGAGAUGCCGUGGUUGGCACCAACCUUACCAAUCCCGUGCAGGCCCGUUGGAUUGUUUUUAAUCCACAAAAACCAUUUUUUGGCAAUAGUCCCUGUAUGCGCAUUGAUAUUAGGAGCUGUCAGAACAGUAAGUGAUAAAUCUUUAUAAGACUAUGUACGACAACGACUGUCGUCUUAAGACUAUUUUUUUCCCUCAGAUUAUAUUGAGAGUCUGUUUCUGCUAUAAGGAGACUGUGGUUGGGUAGCCUCUUCAAGGUAAUGAGAUUCAAUGGCGGAGACGUGGCAUUUGAAACUUGAACGAUCGUGUCUGCGUCCACAGCACUAUCAUGAAACCACACAAAUAAAGUGUUAUUUUCAAGUAGAUUAUUUAUCGAGAAAUUAAUCAUAAUUGACAAAUGAUAACAGGUUAAUUAGCUUUUAUUUUUCCUCUACAGCACCCCCAGCAACUUCAUCAACAGUCCAACCAACUUGCAAUUCACUGCGACCAGGUAUCGAAUAUGCUAAAAAUAGGUCACUCUGCCACUGUAUACUCCUACCUAAAAUGAUGCAUAACUGAACCGUUUCUGUGUUUGUCAUCAAAUUAGUUAAUGGAGUACCGAUGUCUUGGGGAGCCUGGUCAGCCUGUAGUGAGACGUGUGGUAAGGGUACGAGAAGCCGUAGACGUGAGUGUACCACUCCCAUUCCAGCUGGCAGUGAAGAAGCUUGUUAUGGUGGCCAAAUCUGCACAGAAACUUGUCUCAUUCGUCAUUGUCCAAGUAAGUCUAAUUUCCUCACUUUUAUGAUAUAUGUAGUAGAAAACGUCAUAUAACUUAAAAGAGUAUUUCUAUCAGAACUAAUGAAAAGUGAAGAAAGUAAAAACCCAAAGUCGUGCCUGAGCUUGUUUGCUUCAACCGUACCAAAGUCAGUGUCGGACUGUAAUGGGAAGCCGAAAUCAUACAUAGGGUUUGUUUAUAUUUAAGGACGUAAGAAACUGUUUCACACCUAGUCAUUAUGACACUUUGGUUAUUGUAAUCCAUCCUAAAAGUGCGGAAAUCUAUUUUUUUUUUGUAACUUGUUAUUUCUUUGUCUCUAGUUCCCGGCAAUUGGUCUACCUGGAGCGAUUGGUCUUCUUGCAGUGAAACAUGUGGCUAUGGUACAAGGGUUCGUACACGUUCGUGUAACAAUCCCGCACCAGCCCACGGUGGAGCCACUUGCCAAGGUGACGCAAUCAAUACAGAUGCCUGUUUUGUUCGCCCGUGUCCAAGUAAGUUGAUUUUUAACUAUCGAUUGUUUCGAGAACAAUAUAUAGGGGAGUUAACCCCGGAUUCGCGUCCCGCUCUGGCCACUCGACGGAUUUGCUCUUGCUCGUUCCUAGUUCAAAACCUCGGCCAUGCUUGUGUUCUCGGUUUUCACACGACGUCACCAAAAUUCAGACUAAGAAACUAUCGACUCUUCUGAGUUUCUACUUUCAUGAGGUAUUACAACAUUUAAACACCAUAAUUCAAUCAAAUUUUCGAUUCGAAAGGGUUCAUUGUUUUGCGAAAGAGGAGACUUUAAUUUCCAAUCCUUUGCGUGACGCGGCAUUAAUCUGGCGGCCGGGAAAGCUCCUUAUGGGGGUUUAUAACAAAGUUACCGAUUUUUUGAUAUUUUGCUAUCUGAACAUUCCUUGUCUCAGAAUAAAUAUUACUUUAAUCUUUAUGAGAACCUAACCGUUUCGAAACCAUUUCCGGUGGUUAACCUCGCCAAUAUUCAACCCUUUUUUUAUUUUAGCGACAUCACCACCUACUACGACAUUACCACAAACCACAACGUCACCUUCUGAAACGACUAAGACCACAACGUCUCCUUCUGAAACGACGAAGCCCCCAAGCACCACACCGUCGCAAGAUACUUCAACAUCACCUGUCCAAACGACAGGUAAUGACUAUACUAACCUAAAUUGAUCCGGCUCUAUUUCCGCCGCUCUCCGCUCGAUUUGGGGGAGGGGCGCGGUUUCAUUUACCGAACAGCGGCUGGUAAUGGAGCCUUCUAAAUUACUUUAAUCUUUAUGAGUUUCUCAAGCGAUGAAUUCAAGCAUUAGUGGGAAAACUCAAAAACAGAUGUUUCUGUUGGUUUCCGGCGUCCAUAUUUGUGCCCCUAAAAGGGACACGAACAUGGCGUCUCCAUUUCCGAAUAUCUCGCAUAUGAAAUAUCGCACAGACCUGCUUCUUGGCUAGGAUUUUUGCAUAUUUAUCUUCUUUCAUUCCCCUAUUCUGGACCGUUUCGCCACCAUUUCUGGUGGUUAACCUCACCAAUACUCAACUAACCGAGCUUUUUUUCAUUUUAGCGACAUCGCCACCUACUACGACAUUACGACACACCACAACGCCACCUCCUGAAACCACUAAGCCCCCAAGCACCACACCGUCGCAAGAUACUACAUCAUUAUCUGUCCAAACGACAGGUAAUGACUAUACUAACCUAAAUUGAUCCGGCUCUAUUUCCGCCGCUCUCCGCUCGGUUUGGGGGAGGGGCGCGGUUUCCUUUACCGAACAGCUGCUGGUAAUGGAGCCUACUAAAUUACUUCAAUCUUUAUAAGUUUCUCAAGCGAUGAAUUCACGCAUUUGUAGGAAAACUCAAAAACAGAUGUUUCUGUUGGUUCCGGGGGCCAUAUUUGUGCCCCUAAAAGGGACACCAACAUGGCGUCUCCAUUUCCGAAUAUCUCGCAUAUGAAAUAUCGCACACACCUGCUUCUUGGUGAGGAUUUUUGCAUAUUUAUCUUCUUUCAUUUCCCGAUUUUGGGCUUUCAGUAUUAAAUGGUUUGCAUUUUUAUUUUUGAUGACGUGACAGAAAACAGAGAAUAGGCCACGACUGGUUGCCUCCUGCCAGUUGGGGUUUUAAUCCUGUUACGUUGUAUUUGAAUUAUUUCUAAGUGUUUGAGUGGAAUGCCUUUUAACAAACUGGAUAAGCUAAGUGUAAUUUCCACUAUAAUCAAACCUUAAAUCGUUUAUUAACCUUUUAAACUUAUCCUUCUCGAUCAUUGCCUCCACAUGCAGGAACCUAAUCUAUCUGGGGCAAGUCAAGAAGUAUUAUACAAUCUACAAAAAUGUACAAAAAAAAAAAACACCUUAAAGACUAGAAGAUGUCGCUUGCUCAUUCUUGUCACAUUUCCUUUUUUGCGAAGAUAACAAAAAGAACCUAACCGUUUCCAAAACCAUUUCUACUUGUUAACCUCACCAAUACUCAACUAACCGAGCUUUUUUCUUCAUUUUAGCGACAUCACCACCUACUACGACAUCACCACACACCACAACGCCACCUCCUGAAACGACUAAGCCCCCAAGCACCACACCGUCGCAAGAUACUACAUCAUUAUCUGUCCAAACGACAGGUAAUGACUAUACCAACCUACAUUGAUCCGGCUCUAUUUCCGCCGCUCUCCGCUCGGUUUGGGGGAGGGGCGCGAUUUCGUUUACCGAACAGCGGCUGGUAAUGGAGCCUACUAAAUUACUUUAAUCUUUAUAAGUUUCUCAAGCGAUGAAUUCACGCAUUUGUAGGAAAACUCAAAAACAGAUGUUUCUAUUGGUUUCAGGCAGCCAUAUUUGUGCCCCUAAAAGGGAUACCAACAUGGGGUCUCCAUUUCCGAAUAUCUCGCAUAUGAAAUACCGAACAGACCUGCUUCUUGGCGAGGAUUUUUGCAUAUUUAUCUUUUUUCAUUCCCCGAUUCUGGACCAAUUCGAAACCAUUUCGGGUGGUAAACCUCACCAAUACUCAACUAACCGAGCUUUUUUUUUUUCAUUUUAGCGACAUCACCACCUAUUACGACAUUACCACACACCACAACGCCACCUCCUGAAACCACUAAGCCCCCAAGCACCACACCGUCGCAAGAUACUACAUCAUUAUCUGUCCAAACGACAGGUAAUGACUAUACUAACCUAAAUAGGCCCUGCUCUAUUUCCGCCGCUCUCCGCUCGGUUUGGGGGAGGGGCGCGGUUUCAUUUACCGAACAGCUGCUGGUAAUGGAAACUACUAAAUUACUUUAAUCUUUAUGAGUUUCUCAAGCGAUGAAUUCACGCAUUUGUAGGAAAACUCAAAAACAGAUGUUUCUAUUGGUUUCCGGCAGCCAUAUUUGUGCCCCUAAAAGGGACACCAACAUGGGGUCUCCAUUUCCGAAUAUCUCGCAUAUGAAAUACCGAACAGACCUGCUUCUUGGCGAGGAUUUUUGCAUAUUUAUCUUUUUUCAUUCCCCGAUUCUGGACCAAUUCGAAACCAUUUCGGGUGGUAAACCUCACCAAUACUCAACUAACCGAGCUUUUUUUUUUUCAUUUUAGCGACAUCACCACCUAUUACGACAUUACCACACACCACAACGCCACCUCCUGAAACCACUAAGCCCCCAAGCACCACACCGUCGCAAGAUACUACAUCAUUAUCUGUCCAAACGACAGGUAAUGACUAUACUAACCUAAAUAGGCCCUGCUCUAUUUCCGCCGCUCUCCGCUCGGUUUGGGGGAGGGGCGCGGUUUCAUUUACCGAACAGCUGCUGGUAAUGGAAACUACUAAAUUACUUUAAUCUUUAUGAGUUUCUCAAGCGAUGAAUUCACGCAUUUGUAGGAAAACUCAAAAACAGAUGUUUCUAUUGGUUUCCGGCAGCCAUAUUUGUGCCCCUAAAAGGGACACCAACAUGGGGUCUCCAUUUCCGAAUAUCUCGCAUAUGAAAUACCGAACAGACCUGCUUCUUGGCGAGGAUUUUUGCAUAUUUAUCUUUUUUCAUUCCCCGAUUCUGGACCAAUUCGAAACCAUUUCUGGUGGUAAAUCUCACCAAUACUCAACUAACCGAGCUUUUUUUUUUUCAUUUUAGCGACAUCACCACCUAUUACGACAUUACCACACACCACAACGCCACCUCCUGAAACCACUAAGCCCCCAAGCACCACACCGUCGCAAGAUACUACAUCAUUAUCUGUCCAAACGACAGGUAAUGACUAUACUAACCUAAAUUGAUCCGGCUCUAUUUCCGCCGCUCUCCGCUCGGUUUGGGGGAGGGGUGCGGUUUCAUUUACCGAACAGCUGCUGGUAAUGGAGCCUACUAAAUUACUUUAAUCUUUAUAAGUUUCUCAAGCGAUGAAUUCACGCAUUUGUAGGAAAACUCAAAAACAGAUGUUUCUGUUGGUUUCCGGCGGCCAUAUUUGUGCCCCUCAAAGGGACACCAACAUGGCGUCUCCAUUUCCGAAUAUCUUGCAUACGAAAUACCGAACAGACCUGCUUCUUGGCGAGGAUUGUUCUAUAUAUUUAUCUUCUUUCAUUCCCCGAUUCUGGACUUUCUGUAUUAAAUGGUUUGCAUUUUUAUUUUUGAUGACGUGACAGAAAACAGAGAAUAGGCCGCGACUCCUGCCAGUUGGGGUUUUUAAUCCUGUUACGUUGUAUUUGAAUUAUUUCUAAGUGUUUGAGUGGAAUACCUGUUAACAAACUGGAUAAGCUAAGUGUUUUUUCCACAGAAGAUUUCGCUUGCUCAUUGUUGUCACAUUUCCUUUUUUGUGAAGAUGACAAAGAGAACCGAACCGUUUCGAAAUCACUUCUGGUGGUUAACCUCACUAAUACCCAACUAACCGAGCUUUUUUUUUGUAUUUUAGCGACAUCGCCACCUACUACGACAUUACCAAAAACCACAACGUCAUCUCCUGAAACGACUAAGCCCCCAAGCACCACAGCGUCGCCAGAUACUACA
Porites evermanni is the source of this 7624-nucleotide messenger RNA. The record is from the annotation of a GenBank genome assembly. NCBI's taxonomy places the organism in Eukaryota, Metazoa, Cnidaria, Anthozoa, Scleractinia, Poritidae.